AUGGACGGCAAGAUAAAUAACUCAAACCAGUCUCUCAAGAACAAAACCUCUUUUGGUGGCUUAAAUAUUAUGGUUGUUGACGAUGAUAUCAUAUGUCUCUCAAUUGUUGCAGGAAUUCUUAAAACAAUGAAGUAUGAAGUUGUUACCGUCAAAAACGCCCAGAACGCUUUGAUCACUCUUCAACAGAGAAUGAAUUUUUUCCACCUUGUUAUAACGGAUGUGCACAUGCCGGAGAUGGACGGAUUCGAAUUUCAAAAGAAAGUCCAAGAAAAAUUCAAUCUCCCUAUAGUUAUGAUGUCUGCCGAUGACAAAGACACUUCCAUAUUAAGGGGCUUAGAGGCUGGGGCUGCAUUUUACAUCGUGAAACCUGUAAACUAUGAUGAUCUUAGGAACUUAUGGCAAUAUGCUGUUAGCUCAAGGAAAGUUAAAUCUGUAGUCAACUGCAAAUUUAAAAGUUCUCAAGGGGCAUCACUAGUUCAGAAAACAUCCGUUGAUGUUGAUAUAGUGUCUGUAGCACAAUUGAAUGACGAGAAACAGAAUAAGAGAGAUACCAAAAAUAAGGCACCAAUAAAGGUUAAUGAAGGCAAUGAAAAAGAAAAAGCUGAGAUUGUUACCACCAAGAAGACAAAAGUGAUCUGGACAACUGCACUUCACAACCGGUUCUUGGAAGCUAUAAGAAAAAUAGGCCUUGAAAGGGCUGUUCCCAAGAGGAUUCUUGAGGUCAUGAACAUGCCAGGAUUAACUAGAGAUAAUGUGGCUAGCCAUCUUCAGAAAUACAGAAUCUUUCUAAAGCGUGUAACAGAAGCAAGCAACUCCGAUGGAAGUAGCACAGGAAAGAACAUUAUUGAAAAAACUCUCCGAUCAAGCUUUGCCGCAGGGCAUCCUUCAUUGGUCCUUCGGACUCUCCAGCAUGGGUUCCCUCAGUUUGUGGACCAUCAACAAGUAGGAUCAUCCCUGCAACCAGGAUUCCUAGGGAAUAUCCAACCGGCCAAUGGUCUGGGCCAUGGCAGUGCACUUUUCCCUAAUCAGCAAGCUUCAAGUACUGACUUUAUACCUCAACUUGGGUAUGGACAAUUCCAUUCAAUGAACAAUCAAGAUUAUUUCCAGCAACAAACUCUUGGCAACACUAAUCCUCUCUAUCUAGCCGGUGGUGCCGAUAUAAGUUCAUAUCAAACUCAAGGAAGAUCAGAACUUCUCUCAAAUGCCAUGUCUAACAACAACUCCACUGCCAUUGCUGGGUCAGGUCAAAUGGGAUUUGCUGAUGGUGUAUCAAAUGGUUUUAGUGGCAGUUAUGUCUUGAGAAAUGGGGACAAUGGGAAUAUGGCUCUUGCAUUGGGGGGGAAUCUGAACUCUGGUUGUUAUCCUCAAGAAGCAUAUUCUUCAGCAGGGUUUGGGAGCACAAACCAACUCUCACCAAGGUUCCCUAAUGUCAUCCAACAGGAAUAUAAUCCAAUGCUUGGGAAUGUCUCUCUCCCGAAAUUCACUGAAUUUGGUCUUGAUGAAAUUUACCUUAACCAGCUCAACAAUCCAUUCUAUAAUGAGCAACAAGUUGGAGAAGAAGUUCAGAACCAUGGCUAUACCAUCCACCCCAAUCCUGUGCAACAGAACCCUCCUGAGAACCUACUUUCCUUCAACCAGAAAGAAUGGGAUGGAGGUAUAAGCGGCUACAACUUUGGCAAUGGCAUGAGUCAGUUCGAUAAGUAUUUUCUAACCUUUGAUCGGCCAUGCCCUAAUCAGCAACAAGGAGGUGGAGAAUUCCUGGACAAUGGACCCUACAAUGGCUAUUCGAAUGUGAAUCCAGCAUGGAAUCAGGGUGCUACUGAUGAUAUCAUGCGUUCCAUAUUUGGUCCUGAUGGAUAUUAA
Molecule: messenger RNA, 1863 nt
Organism: Vitis vinifera (wine grape)
Lineage: Eukaryota; Viridiplantae; Streptophyta; Magnoliopsida; Vitales; Vitaceae
Product: two-component response regulator ARR14-like
Exons: 9
Coding region: 1-1863 (620 amino acids)
Biological process (GO): cytokinin-activated signaling pathway; phosphorelay signal transduction system
Molecular function (GO): DNA binding
Source: RefSeq, a predicted model, not a curated record